AUGGAAGCACGGCGGUGGCGGCUGACACUGGCAGGGUGCGCAGUUGUGGAGCUCCAACAGCAUGAGCACACAUUCACGUGCUUCAAGGGCCGGCACCACACCCGCUGCCGCAUGGGCCUGCCGCGUGACCUGCAGCCAAUAUCCCAGACGACCAGCACAGGCGCGCUGCUGCUCAAGCGGCGCGGGCAGCGGCUGAGCACGUACAACAGGGCGCUCAUGUACGCACAGCCGUGCAAUCAGUCGUGGUCUCUCACGUUCAAGGUCAGCAGAAAGCUGCAGGACAUCCGUGAGUGGAAGAAGCAGCACCCCGAUGCUCUGCCGGACGAUCCUGAUCAGCCCACACUCGACAGCAUGCCUGUCGUGGCCACUGCAGCAGGCAACUAUGCAACCAAUUACGCCACCAAACUAGAAGGCCACAACCAGAGUGUGGCCACGGCGCAACAGCAGGACCUCCUGGAGGAUCAGCAGGCCCGCCGGACACAUGCACCCGACCGGCCGCCUCCCCCAAACGAGCACCGAGACCUGGGCUGCUUCCGUGUAGCUCACGCCAACAACCACCUCAUCGGCAGCUACAUGCACCCCACCUCGCUGCUGGCGCUGCAGGCGGAACAGGGGCGCAACUCGCUGGAAUCACACACAUAUGAGUCCCAUGACCUCCGUGUCUAUAAAGCCCUGCUUACCACAGCGGCGCCGCAGGGAGCAGGUGAGGAGGCGGGCUCCAUGACACCGGAGUUUGUCGUACAGGACGGGGCAGCCGCCGAUGACGGCACUGCAUGCCUUACGAUCGUCGACCGUGGCAUCGACUAUCUCCACCAGGGCGCGCUGCUAGCGGCGUAUUCACCCAUCCUCAUGACAAUCGCCUACCCUGCCGCAUACGCGCCGCUUGCUGAUAGCCACCCGCAGUUCAACACGCACUGCUGGCACCGGCGCACGACACCAUCGCUGCCAUGCACAUAUGGCGAAGUCCCACUGCUGCCAAAUGAGGAUGGCAGCGCGGAAGAUAAAGAGGCCUACGCGGCGUGGGCGCUAGGCAACUUUGGGUCUUACAGUGCGGACACCGUACCACAGUACGGCACUCUGUGGCAGGCGCUGCAGCACGCAUACAGCGGCCACAGCACGGCCAACCGCAUUCUGCAGCACUUCUUGCAAAAUGCGCGCCAUCAGGCGCUAGCGCGUGUGGAGGAGGAGCUGCACCGCCGCCGAGGACAUACAGCGGAAGAGCUGGCACACACGGAUACCACCAUCACCGAGCUGCUGGCCGACGCACCACUGCCGGAUCCCGUCUGCCGCCGGCUCCAGCAGAUUCUUAUCGUGGAGGCCCCCCACCCAACCGCGUAUACAAGCGACGCGCUCGUCACGCUGCCAGCGCCCAUCCUACAGCAUGACAGCAGCAGUCUCCGCUCCGCCAGCGCAAUCACGCAGCAGGAUCCUGCACGAGACACCGCUUAUGUCUGCGGCCUCCUCCGUGAAGCCAGUGCAUACACUGGGGCGCUGGAGGUACACCUGCAGCAGCAGCAAGUGCAAGGAAUGCAGCUGCACAUCAUCAACCGCGGCCGGUCAGACGUGCACGUGCAGCUGGUGGUGUUGCCCGCGCCAACUACGAUGGAGCAGGCGGACACAGCUGAGCCCCCCCGGGACAUUCCGCAGGGGACACCGCCACCAUACGUACUUAUGCCGCUGGACGCACGGCCAACGCCUGAAGAUACGGCGCGGCUGUUCACACUGGAUGACAACCAGGCACCCGCAUUCUACCUGCUGGCCUACACACUGCUGCUGGAGGGGCUCGGUCGCCAGCAGCCGCCGCUCAGCGUGGUCCUCACUGGCGACGCGGGCACCGGAAAGACACGUGCGCUGACAGCGCUACGACAAGGGUGGUUCGAGCUUCUUUGGUUUAUCGCGUUGGCGUCGGUAGGCUAG
Messenger RNA from Volvox carteri f. nagariensis, 1917 nucleotides. RefSeq lists its product as uncharacterized. The record is from RefSeq and is a predicted model, not a curated record. Bases 1 to 1917 code for a protein of 638 amino acids. The transcript is spliced from 3 exons. Lineage: Eukaryota; Viridiplantae; Chlorophyta; Chlorophyceae; Chlamydomonadales; Volvocaceae.